AUCGAAUGUGUCAGUCAGUGGCUCUGCGAUACUGCCGAGGCCCUGAGAAAAAUCUCUUUUGUUGAUGAUACACCGCGCGAGGGCAACCUCAAAUAUCCGGUCUAAAGGGAAGGGAACGCAGGUGCUUGGUCCUGUUCGCAGGACCUUUUGGUGUUGAGAGGAGUGUCGCUUUGGAAUACGGCCGUUGGGAUGUUUUUUAUUUUUGUCUUUUUUACUAUUUGGCUCAUAUACUUCUGUCUCGAGACGAGCAUAUUAUCCAGAACUUACCCGCUCGCGCGGAUUUGCCUGCAUCUGCACUUGUGUCACUAUUCUGUACCUGUCCUUCCUUGCUUUCCUCUGUUCAUGGAACAUCUUUUGGAAUCCUUGUGCAUUAACCUGAUGUGCGUUGAUAGGGCUGCCAGCCGGGGUAAACACUACUGGCAAACAACCUGGAAGACUCGUGAUCAUACGGUAUCCAGACUAAUUGUGGCUUUUCUUUUUUCUUUUCCCUCUUUACUUCUCUUCUUUCUUAUUUGUCGUUGCUUUAGUGAUUAUUAUUUUUUCACACCGCAUUCUGCGCUAUUCCCACCAACUAAUACCUUGUUUGAUCCUCCCCCCGGUCCUUUAUGCGCUGUCUCUGGGGAGAUGGGCUGGUCUAAUUCGACAGAUAAGGCACCCAUCCAUAAGGGACCCUGUCAGGUCCUUCGGCCUGCCAGCAACCGGGGCUUCCCCCCUCCCCACGGUUUGCCUCGUUUCUUUUUUGACGUUCGGCCCAGGCAAGAUGGCAUUUUUGUACCAUCCCGGUACUUGGCCUGUCUGUCUGUCCAUGCCGACAUGUGUUUGUAACCAUUACGUAUCAUACUACUACCUAUCUACUAUGCUGUCGCUCUUUUUGGUGAUUUCACAUCAAGCCCAUUGGUGUAUUGCUACUACUACGUGACGCUUUUGAAUUUAUGCCAUUGGCGGGUGGAGUCGAGAAAAGAAAAAACCCUCUUUGCAACGGAUGUAUUCUGGGGCAUGCAUGAGAGUUGAGCUAAGGGAAAUGUUUACUUCCACUUAGUUUGGGCCCACAUUUUCUGGUGACACGCCCUAGUUGCCACCAGAAGCCACCACAGCUUGGGCACGUGGUGAUGGAGGGUUACAUACCGCUUAUAUGAGUGGCUUAAGCACUACUUGUCUACGGGAUCUCAGCAAGAACUGAACCCUGAAAGAAGGGUUAUUAUGCGAUAUUGGUAUCAUUAACAUUACUAUCCUAGGGGAAGGGAAUAU
Aspergillus piperis CBS 112811 is the source of this 1248-nucleotide messenger RNA. RefSeq lists its product as uncharacterized. The coding region runs from base 190 to 825 and encodes 211 amino acids. NCBI's taxonomy places the organism in Eukaryota, Fungi, Ascomycota, Eurotiomycetes, Eurotiales, Aspergillaceae. The record is from RefSeq and is a predicted model, not a curated record. The transcript has 2 exons.